UUUCAUCAUUAUUUUCAUCCUUCGAUAUGGAAUGGUUAUGGACCAAUGUCAUCCACCAAAGUUGGUCCGCUACAUACUACACACUCUCAUUUUACUUGCUUUCUGAAAUUUUCGUGACAUGUAAACUCCUCCUCGUCUGCCAUUUGAAAGACACGCUCGUGGCGUUUGGUGCAACAUUUAUCGCGUCCUUUGGCGUCUUGUCGGUGUCCACGCCAGGCUGUGCCAUUUAUGAGGAGUUGUGGAGUAAAAUGGUCACCGCAUUUGAAUUUUCAGCAGCACUAAUGCUUCUUGGAAUUGCAAUCUACUCCGCCUUGCAGAUUGCGAACUGCGUUUCGAAUUCUUUGGUGACCGCUGUGCGAUGUUUCUUGGUGGCAUUUAUGGUCGUGUUUUUCCUGCUGUCCAUCAGCUCAAAUGAAGAGGAGGAGGACCCCUGGAAGAAGACGGGAGGACCUGUCAUCCUAUUUAAAGAUUUAAAAUGACAUGAAUAAUGUAAGGGUAUUUAGUAUAUUCGUCAAAAUUAUAUCCGCAUCUGUAAAACUCUGACACCGUAAAAGGAUAAUUUUGUAUAUUCCGUAAUAAUAACUGGAUAAGAUUGUUAUCGUUUGGAACUGGAAGAACUGUGUUGUCUUUGCUAUAAAUCUUUGGAAAUCUAUAUUUUUUAUGAUGAGAUAAGAUAAAUGAUAAGUACACAAAGUUUCGAAACGAACAAAAUCUAUUGUUUAUUCUGCAUUUUAAUGCAUUUCUCCCCAUUAAAAACCGGGCAGGGAGAGGCAUGAGAUUUUUUCACAAGUCCACAUGCUCAACAGAGAGCUCAUUUACACAUUUUGCUAAAGUUGCUCAUUAAAAAAU
This is a messenger RNA of Folsomia candida, 849 nucleotides long. RefSeq lists its product as uncharacterized. The transcript has 2 exons. The record is from RefSeq and is a predicted model, not a curated record. Lineage: Eukaryota; Metazoa; Arthropoda; Collembola; Entomobryomorpha; Isotomidae. The coding region runs from base 27 to 479 and encodes 150 amino acids.